AUGCACGUUGAGAAAAACGUGGUUGCGAGUUUAAUUGCAACGUUAUUGCAUUGUGGAAAUUCCAUUGAUGGUAUAAAAGUUAGAAAGGAUCUUGAAGCUCUUGGCAUCCGGAAGGACUUGCAUCCGAAACCUCACGGUAUACGGAUAUUACUUCCCGCAGCGGUCAUUGUCAAAUUCAGAGAAGAAAAGUUUCUGUUAUGCGCCUUCUUCAACCUUCUGUGUCAACGUGUGAUUGAUAUGGAACAGCUCCAGAAAAUGGAGACGGAGAUUGUGGAAACUAUCUGUAUUUCUGAAAGAUUUUGGCCUCCUAGUUUCUUCGACAUCAUGGUUCACUUAUGUAUACAUUUAGGAAGAGAAGCCAGAUUAGGUGGUCCGGUGCAUUUCCGAUGGAUGUACCCAUUCGAAAGGUACAUGAAAGUUUUGAACGACUACGUGAGAAACACAACAAGACCGGAGGGAUGUAUUGCCGAGUCCUAUCUUGCAGAAGAAUGUCGUCCUUUAUCGACUGGAACAUCAUUCACUCUUACCAAGACAGAUAAGAAGAUAGCACACCUUGCGAUUAUAACGUAUUCUACGUUCCCAUAUUUCGGUGUCAAUGGGUUUAGAGGCAACGGUGUUAAAGUAGAAGAUGGGUUCACGAUGGUUAAUAUGAAUCAGAGCCAAAUUUCAUUUGCUAAAGAUCCAUUCAUUAUAGCCUCCCAAGCGAAACAGAUAUUCUACUCUAGGGAAAGUGAUGAGUCUAGUUGGUAUGUAGUCAUGAGGGGUCCUCCGAGAAGAUACAGUGAUGAUAAUUUACAAGGAGGUCAUAUGGAUGUUAGACCGUUGCCUUCAAUCGUUGAUAUGAAUCAGGAAGACUUGGCAGAUGAUUCUCAAAAUGUCUGA
This is a messenger RNA of Microthlaspi erraticum, 882 nucleotides long. Lineage: Eukaryota; Viridiplantae; Streptophyta; Magnoliopsida; Brassicales; Brassicaceae. The record is from the annotation of a GenBank genome assembly.